This is a messenger RNA of Galleria mellonella (greater wax moth), 3679 nucleotides long. RefSeq names its product RING finger protein 10. Gene Ontology annotation, biological process: positive regulation of transcription by RNA polymerase II. The record is from RefSeq and is a predicted model, not a curated record. The transcript is spliced from 11 exons. NCBI's taxonomy places the organism in Eukaryota, Metazoa, Arthropoda, Insecta, Lepidoptera, Pyralidae. Gene Ontology annotation, molecular function: transcription cis-regulatory region binding. The coding region runs from base 279 to 2432 and encodes 717 amino acids.
UAUCUGGCUGUCUACCGGCUGGUCGCCAUAUUACUGGCGAAGGAGUUUCUUGUCUUUUGUUAUACAUAUUCGUCGUUAGCGACGAAAGGGAGUAGAGAAUACUCCCUUUUUUGUGUAAAAUCUUGUGUGUUUGUAAUUUUACCAAUUGGUAAAGUUUGGUUGAAUAAUAAGAUACAUUUUUCUUUGUUUUGUAUCAUAAACAUGGCUUUCUAAAAUGUCGGCCUUGCACGUAAUAUCGUUGUCUCCUUGCGGAGUAUCCCGCUCAUUUGUUUUUGUGAAUGUUGGAGGAAUCCAGAAUGGACAAGAAAUCUUUAAAUCGAUCAUCUCAAUCACAGUCGAGGGCAUCCGCCGUCGAUUGUAAAAAGAAUACAGAUUUAACACACAAACCUUGGCCACGGAAUAAUAGGAAACGAGAAGGAUCUAAUAAUACUCCUAAAAAUGAACCAUAUCGUAAAAAUGCACUAUCUCAGAGGGGCAGGGGACCAGUUGAUAGGAAACCACGUCCUCGUGGUUCUUCUGGAUUCCUUGUGGGUGGAGCGUCGAGCACCGGGAUAGAAGAAGAUGAUGAGCCUGAAAUUGGCUCAGUACUUGUGCCUGGAAGCAAAAAGCAAAACUUGAACCAUUUGCUGAACUUCAUGUAUCCCACUCGAGGUGGCCAGGAGCGCAGAGGAGGACAACCACAGCCUCGUCGUCAAGGACAGCGCGUAUCAUAUAGACAUGAGCACGAUCUUUAUCUCCGUGCAUAUUGCCAAUUUAUAUUGAAGGAAGAUGGAGAUUACAAGGCAAACUUACUGGAUCCUGAUGUGCCUGUUAAGUGGGAUCAAAUUGAAGAAAUUGUGGUGAGAAGCACGGGUCGCUCCGAGUGUCCAAUCUGUCUGGGCGUUUCAUCAGCGGGCCGCGCGGGGCCAUGCGGUCACGUGUAUUGCUGGGGCUGCGUACUGCACUACACAGCCGCACAUGAGAAACAGCCUCCUCCUUGCCCUGUAUGUGCAACUCCUUUACAUGUCCAAGAUAUGAAACCCACACGGAUGGUGCAGUGGGAGCCACCCGCUGAAGAGGUUACAAUGCGUCUAGUUCGCCGUUUACGAGGUUCCACAAUAGUGGAAAUAGCACCUCCUCGAGGACAAUUGACUGAUUCUAAACCAACAGCAAUUUUGCCUCUUGAAACCAUCAAUAAUGCACCUUAUUCCAAGUUUUUUACUGCUACAAAGAAACAGGUACAAGAAAUAUUAGAGAGAGAAAGAAUGGAAAUACAAAACCAAAUAUUGGCUGAAAUAGAUACAACAGAAAUUAUAUAUUUAGAACAAGCCUUAAACUUACUGAAGUUAAAAGAGGAGAAACUAAAUACAGUAGUUGAUAAACUUGAGAUUGUUCAAACAGUUACUGAAAAAGCAGUACCAACUGUCUAUGAAAAACAGGAGGUUAAUAAGAAUAAAAUUGACUGGUUUGAUGUAACUGAGGAAGGCGCUGCUUCUAUUGAAGUCAUACAGGAUCAAAUGGAAGAAUUGGGUAUAGAAACCAGUCAAUCAAACUUAAACCCAGAAGCGCCAGCAUUCAAUCAGAGUGAUACAGAUGACAAAAUUUUGGAAAUGGAAGAAUUUCCUUUAACUGAAGAUUUACCUACCUUAGAGCUCGAUGAAAUAGUGAAUAAUCCUACAGUUACAGACAUUGAUAAAGAAAAUCAAACAAAAUAUUUCUACUUCUAUCAAGCUGAAGAUGGCCAAUUGGUAUUUCUUAACAAAUUGAAUGUACGCAUUUUGAACUCGUCUUGGGGUGCCCUAUCGGCCGCCCCGCCUAUUAUUCGAGGUCGCGUACUACAACGUGAAACCUUUCCACUUAUUGAACAAACUCGAAAGCAUAUGCCUUGUACGGCUCACCUGCCUCUCCACUGUUCAUUUGAUAUUGUGGAACUGGAUUUGCAACCACCAUAUGUAACUACAGUUGCCCUUAACAAUUUUGCAGAGGAAUUAGAACGUCGAGCUCGAAAUCGGGCUCGUCAGCAACGUGAGGAACGUCGUCGCGAACGCGCGCACCGCCGUGCCGUGGAAGGCCCGCCGAAGCCUGACUUUUCAUCUGAAGUGUUGUUCCCACCCGCGGCUCCGUCAUACAGCAGUCAAAUAGUGGAUGUCCCUCUGCCUUCACUUGAUGAAUCUGGCUCAACUACAAGCACUAUGUCUCCACCCUCUUCGGGGCCAUCUUUUGCUAAGAUGGCAAGUACUAGCGGCACUUGGCGUGUUCGCAAAGCAGCUGCCCCGCCAUCGCCCUCGCCCGCAGACGAUGACGAUGGACUCGUUCCUCGUACUCUUAGUCUGAGCGAUGCUAUAGAGGCCGCCCUUCACGCCGCGCCUUCUUCCACGAACAAGAAGAACAAAAAGAAUAAACCUAAAGCUUUAUAUUCCAAAAGCAUUAAAAUUCCCCUUAAUUUGACAUAAUUAUGUUAUAUAUUUAAUUUAACUCCAGAUGUCGCGAUGACUUCAAAUAGAUGUCGCUUCUGCAAAUACUUUGGCAUUUGUUACCUGCCCUGUAUAAUCUCAAAAGUGUCUAACGGACUCCUAACUUUAAAAUUCCUUUAUUAAAAACAUGUUUAGAUGAGUAUUACAAGAGGUAGGUAACAAUAAAUUGCUUUUGUAAGAACACAGUACAAUGGAAAACGUUUUCUAUACAUUGUGCUAUCUAUUUCCAUCUACAUCUAUAGUUUGAAUUAAUUUCUUUGUAAUUUUUAGCAAUUUAGGCGCCGAACGUUUAACACUGCUCCAAGCUACUUAUUAGAGGUGAAAUACGUUUUGCAAAAUGUGCGUGGACGGAUUAGCGGUCGAAGAUUGAUGGUUUAUAUAGAAGGUUGUAACACCUCUAGUAAUAAUAAUAGUAGUCAAUCUUCGAGUGUUGGCAUUCGCACGUAUACUAAUGAUAGCGAAUUAAACAAAAAUAAUUCUAUUUAACCCGUGACAUUUUUGUAAAAUAUUUGUAAUUUAACUAUUUUUGCAAUAUAUGUAUAUUUUUAAAACAAAAUAGAUGGAAGGAUCUUGCCAAUACCAAAGUUAACAAAUACAAAGUUUGCAACAAUGGCUUGUGCAGCAAGAAUCAUUUGUUCAUCAAAAUAGUAUGCAUAAUUACAUAGUUCGAGCAAUACCCACGAGUUUAUGAUAAGUCAACAGCUGAAUCUAGCUCUUUCUAUGUUAUAAGAAUUUUAGUCGAGUUUUACAUGGUAACAAAUUAUUUUUAAUUUGUUACUAUCAGCAUCAGUUUAUCUGCUUUUUCUUAUAAUGACAGAAUAAUUUGUUUAAUAAAUUUUUAUUUGCACAUAUUAUUUUUUUCAUUAAUUUUUCAUAUAUUUCGUCAUCAAAUUUAUUACAAUAUUAAUGUAUCUUGUUACGUUCAUUUACAUAUAAUAAUAUAAUAAAAAAGUUUGACUCAAUUUUGUUACCCUUGUACCUGUUGCUCAAUUUUCUCUUCGCUUUUUGUCAAUAAUAUCCAGUCGAUGUAUGACUCGUAUAAAUGUUGUUAUUAAUUAAACAGAUUUUGUUGUUGUAUGCGCUUCAUAUUUUAUUAGAUUUGUAGCUUAUAAAUUGUCUAAAAUAUGUAUGCAAAUUAUAUUAUAUAUAAAAUGGUAACGGAUUCAAAGCUUGAUUUACUCUUAUCAUUAUAAUUUUCGAUUUGAAAUAAAGAUAACUGGAACAAA